Messenger RNA from Lactuca sativa (garden lettuce), 1697 nucleotides. RefSeq names its product UDP-glucuronic acid decarboxylase 2. The record is from RefSeq and is a predicted model, not a curated record. Gene Ontology annotation, cellular component: cytoplasm. Gene Ontology annotation, biological process: D-xylose metabolic process. Gene Ontology annotation, molecular function: NAD+ binding; UDP-glucuronate decarboxylase activity. Lineage: Eukaryota; Viridiplantae; Streptophyta; Magnoliopsida; Asterales; Asteraceae.
UAAAUACAAGGACAUUUUUGUAAAUUCGAAAGAGAUAUCGAAUAGGUACACAAAGAAAGAAACUUUCCGCAACGCUCUCCUACUUGAAACCUACUCUUUGCUUUAUUUUAUUCGUCCUUUCUCAGUCACCUACCGGAGAGUUUAAACCACCGCCAUCAGACAUCUUCUCCAUAUAUACCGCCCUCCACUACCUCUCUCUCUCUCUCUCUCUCUCUCUCUCUCUCUCUCUCUCUGCCUAUACACAUAUAGAGAGAGAAACACAUAGUUACACGACAAUAAGAUGGGAUCUGAGUUGACAUACAGGCGGCACGAGCCUCAACCCACGUCGGAUUCUUACUCGCCGAAGCCCAACAAGCCAUGGCUCGCUGUCACUCGCCUUGUUCGUUACAUGCUCCGGGAACAACGCCUUGUGUUUGUCCUCGUCGGCAUUGCCAUAGCCACCUCCGUCUUCGCGAUCCUUCCUUCCUCCACCGAUACCUCCACAGGCCGCAUGCCCGAUGCCUACUCCGUCUCUGAAUCGGUCCAAAUGACAAACCCGAGACGACCCGUUCUUCAUGCUGGAAUCGAGUCGUUCAAUAUGGGCGGGAAGAUUCCUUUAGGGCUGAAAAGAAAGGGGUUAAGGAUUGUGGUGACUGGUGGCGCAGGUUUUGUCGGAAGUCAUCUGGUUGAUCGGUUGAUUGCGAGGGGAGAUAGCGUGAUUGUUGUUGAUAAUUUCUUCACGGGAAAUAAGGAUAACGUGAUGCAUCAUUUUGGGAACCCUCGAUUUGAGCUAAUUCGACAUGAUGUUGUUGAGCCCUUACUACUUGAAGUCGAUCAGAUCUAUCACCUUGCUUGCCCUGCUUCCCCUGUUCAUUACAAAUACAAUCCCAUCAAGACAAUCAUAUCGAACGUAGUGGGAACAUUAAACAUGCUAGGGUUAGCAAAGAGGAUCGGAGCACGCUUCUUGCUGACAAGCACCAGUGAGGUAUACGGUGAUCCUCUUCAACAUCCUCAAGUCGAAACCUACUGGGGCAACGUCAAUCCUAUCGGUGUUCGAAGCUGCUACGAUGAAGGAAAACGUACUGCAGAAACGUUGACCAUGGACUACCAUAGAGGUGCAGGCGUCGAGGUACGGAUUGCGAGGAUAUUCAAUACAUAUGGUCCUCGGAUGUGCAUCGACGAUGGACGUGUCGUUAGUAACUUUGUUGCUCAGGCACUAAGGAAAGAACCACUCACUGUUUACGGAGAUGGCAACCAAACAAGAAGUUUCCAAUAUGUUUCCGAUUUGGUUGAAGGUCUAAUACGAUUAAUGGAAGGAGAACAUGUCGGACCUUUCAAUCUUGGAAACCCCGGUGAAUUCACCAUGCUCGAACUCGCCAAGGUGGUCCAGGAGACAAUAGACUCGGAAGCGAAAAUAGAGUUCAGGCCAAACACGGAAGAUGAUCCACACAAAAGAAAGCCAGAUAUUACUAAAGCUAAAGAGCUUUUGGGAUGGAAGCCUAAGGUCUCUCUUCGCAAGGGUCUCCCUAUGAUGGUUGCUGACUUCAGGCAACGCAUUUUUGGUGAUCAAAAGUUGAAGGAACCUACAACCACCACCACCACAGCAUAGUCAAGCCAGUCGGGCUGGGUUUUUGUAUAACUGUUUAUUCCUAAUAUUGUAUACUAGUUUUAUUCUUUACUUUUUUUUUCCGAAUCAAUGAAUUUUUACCUAACUUAUA